AAAGAAAACAUUUCUCCUUUUGGAAAAAAAAAGAAGUUUUUGAAAAGCAUGUGAAGAGACUAAUCGCUGAAGUUCGUGGGUGAUGAACAUGGUACUAUGGUAGUGUAAUAGAGUAUAUUAACCUGCGCACAUAAAUUUUGGUGCAAAAAAAUACCUCUUACAAUCAUUUGUUACUUGUUUGACACAAACAAAAAAUCUCCCAACUCCCAAAAAUCUCCAUUGCACAAAUUCUUCAUUUUUUCUCUCUCUCUCUUCAACACUCUGUUCAUCUUUUUCCCUCAUUUCAUCUGGGUAAGAGAAUUUCUUCCACUUUAUUAUAAUUCUAAUACUUUCACUUUUUUUGCUUGUUCUUGUUUAUGUUAGUUGAUGAAUGUGUGUUGAGUGUUGUAUGAUGUGUGCUUUUUUUUUUUAUUAACUUUAAAAGUGGGUACUUCGAUUAUUGAUGUUUUUUGGGUUUUCUUUGUUUGUCUUUUGAGUUUGAUUUUUCGUCAGUUAUUUGUAAGAAAAUUUCUUCCAUUUUAUAAUUUGCAUGAAUACUUUCACUUUUGUUCCUUGUUGUUGUUUAAUGUUAGUUGAUGAAUAUGUGUGUAUGAUGUUGAUGAAUGUGGGUGCAUGAUUUUUGUUUUUCUUUAUAAACUUUAAAAGUGGGUACUUUGAUUAUUGAUAUUUUUUGGGUUUUUCUUUUUUUUUUUUGUCUUUUGAGUUUGAUUUUUCGUCAGUUAUUUGUAAGAAAUUUUCUUCCAUUUUAUAAUUUGCAUGAAUAUUUUCACUUUUGUUCCUUCUUGUUGUUUAAUGUUAGUUGAUGAAUAUGUGUGUAUGAUGUUGAUGAAUGUGUGUGCAUGAUUUUUGUUGUUCUUUAUUAACUUUAAAAGUGGGUACUUUGAUUUUUGAUAUUUUUUUGGUUCUUAUUUUUGUCUUUUGAGUUUGAUUUUUCGUCAGUUAUUUAUAGAUAAACAAAAUCAACAGUACCCUUUUGAGUUGUCUUAACUGCUAUGAUUUGCUCAAUCUAAGUGUGGCGUUUACUUUGUUAAUGUAGAGUAAGUAAUUGAAUAGGGGAUUUUCUUUGUAUGAGAUUUGUGUAGAUACAAGCUAUGUCAAAUAUUGUGGAGGAAAAUUUUCAAUGGGGUAGGAAGAUUGAGAUUACUAGUACAGAUGGUGAGCUUUACAGCUCCUUCACUUAUGAAGGGGUGGAGUACUCUCGUUUCGAGUCCAUAUUUAUGUAUCGCGAGGGUGCGAGAGAGACUGACAUUGGUAUACUCACAAAAAUAUGGAGGACAAAGAAGGGAGGGAAAAGAGGGAAGGUAAACUGGUUUUUUCGCCCUGUCGAUAUCUGCAAUUACUUGGGAGAUCACAGGCCGUCGUGGAAUCAUCUCUUUCUGGCCUCUGGCCAGGGUAAAGGAGUUUCUAACAUAAUUCCUCUGGAAGCUAUCAUUGGAAAAUGCAAUGUUGUUUGUAUUUCAAAGGAUAGCAGGAUCAUUACACCUUCUAAAUCAGAUUUGGAAAAGGCCGAUUAUGUAUUUUCGCAUGUCUUUGAUGUUGAAGAUCGAAAAGUUUCUGCUAUUCUUCCUGAUAGAAUUGACAACAUAAGAGUGGAACGUGUGCUCAAUUGGAAUCGAGACAAGCCCAAAGCAAGUGCAGAAUGCAGCCCAAGAUAUAUGAAAGAAGAAAUUCCGACUAUACCUGAAGGUCAACCUCUAAAGAAGAGAAAGAUUGUAUCAGUGUCAGAGGCAGAUUCUCUCCCCUUGUCUCAGGAUGGCCGAAAAUGGUUCUGCGAAUUGCCGUGGGAGGAAAAAGUAAAGGAAGCUCAUGAGCAUGGAACGCUCGUUCACAUGGUUAACUUGGAUCCAUCCUAUACCUCAUCAGACGUACAGGAUAUAAUUUGGAGUGCUUUUAAGCUAAAGGUUGAUGCAAAGAUCAUGCCACCUAGACAUUCUUUCAAACCAUCAUAUGGAGAGGCACUGGUUAUAUUCAAAUCAGAGGAUGAUGCAGAUUUUGUCAUAUUUGAGUUGGACCGAAAAUGCCUUAUAGUUGGAGGAGGAAGGCCACUGAUUGCUUGCAAUAUCGCUCUUUACGAACCUGAUAAAACCUGCAAUUUUCCUGGCCAUCUGAUCAUGGAUAGGAUGUUGAAGUUGAAAUAUGACAAGAGAAAGGCUGUGUUUGCUUCCCACUGCGCUCAGGCAAACACAAUUGAGCAUGAUAUGGCGAUGCAAUGGCGCGUAUUUCAAAAAAGAUCUGAUCUGUGGUGGGAAGCUUUACUCAAGAAUCAAGAGAACGAGAUUUCACCUUGUCUAAGCCUGAUGCUGAAGAGCUGUCAAUCAGUUGAACAUAGAGCAGCAGAGGAAACACAGUGAACCAUAUCCAGCUUGGAUUCCUUCUGUUGUGAGCUUAUGAGCACUAUUAGGAGUGCGGGCCUUACCAUUUGCGAACUUUUUGAGGUUGGCACGAGGGAGUCGAGAGUUUUUUUUUGUAUAGUAGGAAGCAAAUCAAAUUAAGCGCAACUCUGUGCUUCAUAAUUUUUGGAUGUUAGGCAUUAAUCAUUUUGGAUGUUGCUAUAUAGGAACUUUUGUUUGCACCAAGUUUCUUAGGUAAAACACAAAAAUUAUCUGUAAUUAUUAUCUCCUCGGCAAUGUAAAUGACUUCAUUAGAUGAUAAUAUUACGUUUUCUGUUGGUCGAA
Messenger RNA from Beta vulgaris subsp. vulgaris (sugar beet), 2675 nucleotides. RefSeq lists its product as hypothetical. Bases 1092 to 2351 code for a protein of 419 amino acids. Lineage: Eukaryota; Viridiplantae; Streptophyta; Magnoliopsida; Caryophyllales; Amaranthaceae. Gene Ontology annotation, molecular function: chromatin binding; RNA binding. The record is from RefSeq and is a predicted model, not a curated record. The transcript has 11 exons.